AUCCGCACGAGUCGCCCUGCUGAUAGCAGACGGUAGCGGAGCGUAAAACAGCCUGAGUUCUUUUAUUGUACGUAGACCUCAAUUGACUAACAACUGGAUACAACCUGGAAAAUACGACCGCAGACCGCCACACUAAUACGAAUGUUGUUCAGAACAUAAGUAGCCCAGUGGGAAGAAACGAAAGAAAUCAAGAGAAACAGCCCUCUCCAAACUCAGUAGUUCGUCAAGCCACGCUAGAAACUGGAUUCCGAAUAUUCCGUUUUCGGAGCAUCGUGGCUUUUCCCGGAGUGGCAUGAACGAGGGAUCAAACCGAUCGAUUUGAACUCCUACUUUAACCCAAAGAGGAUUCAAUGAAAAUGUCCAUCUGCGUCCAUGAGAACCGCAAGUCCCGAGCCAGCACGGGCUCUAUGAACAUCUACCUGUUCCACAAGUCGUCCUAUGCCGACAGCGUGCUGAUGCACCUGAACACGCUGCGCCAUCAGAGGCUGUUCACUGACGUGCUGCUGCAUGCCGGCAACCGCUCCUUCCCCUGCCACCGCGCCGUGCUGGCCGCCUGCAGCCGCUACUUCGAGGCCAUGUUCAGCGGCGGUCUGCGCGAGAGCCAGGCCGAUGAGGUCAACUUCCACGACUCCAUCCACCCCGAGGUGCUGGAGCUGCUGCUGGACUACGCCUACUCCUCCCGGGUCAUCAUCAACGAGGAGAACGCCGAGUCCCUGCUGGAGGCCGGGGACAUGCUGGAGUUCCAGGACAUCCGGGACGCCUGCGCCGAGUUCCUGGAGAAGAACCUGCACCCCACCAACUGCCUGGGCAUGCUGCUGCUGUCGGACGCCCACCAGUGCACCAAGCUGUCGGAGCUCUCCUGGGGCAUGUGCCUGAACAACUUCCCCACCAUCUGCAAGACGGAGGACUUCCUGCAGCUGCCCAAAGACAUGCUGGUGCAGCUCCUGUCCCACGAGGAGCUGGAGACGGAGGACGAGAGGCUGGUGUACGAGUCGGCCCUCAACUGGGUCAACUAUGACCUGGAGAGGCGGCACUGCCACCUCCCGGAGCUGCUGCGCACCGUCCGCCUCGCCCUCCUGCCCGCCAUCUUCCUCAUGGAGAACGUCUCCACCGAGGAGCUCAUCAACAAGCAGGCCAAGAGCAAGGAGCUGGUGGAUGAGGCCAUCCGCUGCAAGCUGAAGAUCCUGCAGAACGACGGCGUGGUCACCAGCCUGUGCGCCCGGCCCAGGAAGACCAGUCACGCCCUCUUCCUCCUGGGCGGCCAGACCUUCAUGUGCGACAAGCUCUACCUGGUGGACCAGAAGGCAAAGGAGAUCAUCCCCAAGGCGGACAUCCCCAGCCCGCGCAAGGAGUUCAGCGCCUGCGCCAUCGGCUGCAAGGUCUAUGUCACGGGCGGCCGGGGCUCGGAGAACGGCGUGUCCAAGGACGUGUGGGUCUACGACACCCUGCAUGAGGAGUGGUCCAAGGCGGCGCCCAUGCUCAUCGCCCGCUUCGGCCACGGCUCGGCCGAGCUGAAGCACUGCCUCUACGUGGUGGGCGGGCACACGGCCGCCACCGGCUGCCUGCCGGCCUCGCCCUCGGUGUCCCUCAAGCAGGUGGAGCAGUACGACCCCGCCGCCAACAAGUGGACCAUGGUGGCGCCGCUCCGGGAGGGCGUGAGCAACGCGGCGGUGGUGAGCGUCAAGCUCAAGCUCUUCGCCUUCGGAGGCACCAGCGUGAGCCAUGACAAGCUGCCCAAGGUGCAGUGCUACGACCCGCUGGAGAACCGCUGGACCGUGCCCGCCACCUGCCCCCAGCCCUGGCGCUACACGGCCGCCGCUGUGCUCGGCAACCAGAUUUUCGUCAUGGGAGGCGACACCGAGUUUUCGGCGUGCUCCGCUUACAAGUUCAGCAGUGAGACCUACCAGUGGACUAAGGUGGGGGACGUCACAGCCAAGCGCAUGAGCUGCCAGGCGGUGGCCUCUGGGAAUAAACUCUACGUGGUGGGCGGCUACUUUGGCACACAGCGGUGUAAAACUCUGGACUGCUACGACCCCACACUGGACACCUGGAAUAGUAUUACCACUGUGCCAUACUCCCUUAUCCCCACUGCCUUCGUCAGCACGUGGAAGCAUCUUCCAGCUUAAGCACCUCAAGGUUUUCCUGUUUCUGCAACACAUCUACUGGAUUUCAACUGUGAAGAUGCACACUUUAAAGUCCCUGUGCAGUCAAAAAUAUGCCUUUCCAUUUUCCACAAUAGUUAUACAGCAGGUGGAUCUUACGUGGCAACUAACGGUAUAAAAAAAAAUAAGCUUUAAAGUCACUUCCUGUGUUAACAGCUUGAUGGCAGAUCUUCAGCAGAGAAUGAUGUCAUAAUCUUUUCUUUUCCUCUACAUAACCAAACUAAGGCCUAUACAUUCUGCCUAUUAACCUCACAUUUAAAAUGUUAAUGUUGAUGAGGAGCAUCAUGGUGAUUACCCAGUGCAUUUUAAGCCUGUGCUUUCAUGCACUGCACAAUAUCUGUGUAGAUCAUUUUAUGCACCUCUUACUGUACUGUCAAAUCACAAUAAUUACCUGCACAGGGACUUGAGCAUUUAGCAUGAAGGAUAAAUGACAGAAGUCAGGGGUGAGGGCCUGCAACGGCAGAGGUAGCAGACUCUUCAGGACGACAAACUGGACACGACAAAGGGCCAGCCCCUCCCUUCUGCGCUUUGACUUUGUUCUUGCCAUUUAAGCGACGUCAGCAUUAUCCUUAACAUCAGCAACUCAUACUGUGUCUGAGUUAAAGCCGUUUAACCCAAGGACAAGCAUCAAGCAUUCAUUCUCCCCACAAGGAAAAAGACGGCAGCAUUGAAAAGUAGACACGGCUUCCCCGUGAAAGACAAGACUUUAAACGGACAGGCCUUCCUGAAUUGCCGUCGAGGGGGAACCUUCCUGUUUGGUGUGAAAUACGGAAUGGCUGUCGCGUCAUGAGGCAGUUUGAAGUGCCAGCACCAGCUGUGUUGGGGAAGAAUGGAUUCAUGU
Molecule: messenger RNA, 3003 nt
Organism: Megalops cyprinoides (Indo-Pacific tarpon)
Lineage: Eukaryota; Metazoa; Chordata; Actinopteri; Elopiformes; Megalopidae
Gene: enc1
Product: ectodermal-neural cortex 1
Exons: 3
Coding region: 351-2126 (591 amino acids)
Molecular function (GO): protein binding
Source: RefSeq, a predicted model, not a curated record